UCCUGCUGGGUCUCCAGACAAUUAUAAAAAUGUGUCCCCCGGGGUUAGUGUUCCAACAGCCUCACCUCCAGCAUCCAGCUGCUUCUCUCACUGCCAGUCCAGCAUGUGUCCUUCGCGUUGCCUCCUGUUUUUGGCUACCCUUCUCCUCCUAAUCCACUUCAGCUUGGCCAGGGCCACACCUGUCUCCCGUCCUGCCAAGUGUCUUGACCACUCCCAAAACCUGCUGAAUACCACCAAACACAUGCUGGAGAAGGCCACAAAAACUUUGAAAGAUUAUUCCUGCUCUGCUGAAGACAUUGAUCAUGAAGACAUCACAGUGGACCAAACCAGCACACUGCAGGCCUGCCUACCACUGGAACUUGCCAAGAACGAGAGUUGUCUGGCUUCUAGAGAGACUUCUUCCAUAACAAGAGGGAGCUGCCUGCCCCCACAAAACUCUUCUCUGAUGAUGACCCUGUGCCUCAGUGGCAUCUAUGAGGACUUGAAGAUGUACCGGGCAGAGUUCAAGGCCAUCAAUGCGGAGCUUUUGGAUCACAAUCAGAAGCAGAUUGUUCUGGAUGAGAAUAUGCUGACAGCCAUUGAUGAGCUGGUGCAGUCUCUGAAUCUCAAUGGUGAGCCUCUGCCCCAGACGCCUUCCCCGGAAGGAGCAGACCCGUACAGGGUGAAGAUGAAGCUCUGCAUUCUCCUCCACGCUUUCCACAUCCGCACCGUGACCAUCAGCAGAGUGAUGAGCUAUCUGAAUUCCUCCUGAAAAGCGCAAGCCCCUCCCCCUUCAUGCCCUUCUUACAGACAUAUGAACCAAUGAAAUUUUAAUAACAGGCAGGUAAAGAAUCAGGAAGUCUUGGCCUGUCUAAACAUAAGCUUCUGUCGUAGUCUCAUAGCCCCGUGGAGGUGGCACACCU
Molecule: messenger RNA, 902 nt
Organism: Arvicola amphibius (Eurasian water vole)
Lineage: Eukaryota; Metazoa; Chordata; Mammalia; Rodentia; Cricetidae
Gene: Il12a
Product: interleukin 12A
Exons: 7
Coding region: 104-751 (215 amino acids)
Biological process (GO): immune response
Cellular component (GO): extracellular region
Molecular function (GO): growth factor activity; interleukin-12 receptor binding
Source: RefSeq, a predicted model, not a curated record